UGUCAUGAAGCCACCCUCCUGACUCCUGCUACCUUCCUUACGAAAUACUCGAGUUUUCCAUCAUCAUCACCUCUCUCCGUGCUGCUCUGGCGUCGUCAUCAUCAUCGCAUUGCUUCCCAACACGCAGCCCGAGCAGCUCGCCGAAUCAUGUCUACGCAAAUUGACCUCCUCCUUGCCACGCAUUCGGCUGCGAGCAUCCCCGAGGAGCCUCAGCCCGGCCCAUCGGCCGCGCCCUCGCUUACAUACUCGGAUUCGUCUGAUGAGCAUGAACCGGAAGAGCCGCGCCAGCCAGAACUCCGCCGCCGACGCGCAUCGACGCGAUUGAUCGCCCAGAGCCCGGCCGAUGUGCAGCGCAUCACGGGCGAGACCACCACUCAAUUGAUCCGGCGCUGCUGCGGCGGCGGCUGUUGUCUUGGCCUCGGGCGGCCAGAGCAGCAAGAUGUCGAUUUCGAGCAAAUUGAAUUCCCUGACAAUGACGCAUACCGGUCCUUGUGCCUUAAGAUCGACCGAGUACCCGCCACACUCACCAACGUCUGCGAUGUGCCCGAGCAGACCGUUUUCUUGCAACCGCUCCGGCGACCCUCCAGCAUACCGUCUCCCACCGACUCGGCCGCCUCGCUGGACGCGGACGGCGAGACGUCAGCUGUGGGUGAUGUCGAGAAGACGCUGCACAACCUGAGCCUCGAGGCUCCCGACACGCGGAUACAGCCGCCUUUAUUCGUCCAGCCCCACCCCCCGCACCACGUUUUCGCCGCGCGCAUCCACAGCGCACGCGAGCUGACGCGCCCGGGCGCCGAGAAGCGCACAUUUCACUUCGAUCUCGACGUGACAAACUACCCCGAGGGCGAGGAUGUCGACUUCAAAGUUGGCGGCGCGAUUGGUGUCACGGCCCCCAAUGAGGCGUCGAUGGUGGAAGAAGUUCUCGACCUCCUCCUGGUGCCCCGCUUCCUGCGCGAUAAGCCGGUGCUGCUGCGGACGACAAAGGGACGCUGGCCCACCGUUUGGGGCGACGACCAAGCCCGCGAGCUCGUCACCACCCGGCGGGACCUGCUGACCUGGUGCUCGGACAUCCAGUCGUACCCGCCGACCAAGCCACUGCUCCGCGUCCUCGCCGAGCACGCCACGGACGCAAACGAGCGCAAGGUGCUCCUGUACCUCUGCUCGGCCGAGGGCCAGGGCGUGUUCUGCGACUUCCGCACCGGCCCGCACGUCUCUCUCGUGCAGCUGCUGCACGCCUUCCCGAGCGCCAAGCCGCCGUUGGACCUGCUACUCUCGGUCCUGCAGCCCCUGAUGCCCCGGUUCUACUCACUGUCGAACGACCCGCACGAGUCGUUCCUGACGCGCGACGGCAAGCAGCACCGGCUGAUCGAGAUCGCCGUGACGGUUCAUGAGACCGCCGACUGGCGCUCGGGACGCCGGACGGGCGUGGGGUCGGGCUUCUUCCAGCGGCAGGCGCUCGCUUUCCUCGACGCGCAGCGGCGCGGCGAGAGGGACCCGGAGUUCUACAUCCCCAUGUUCAAGGGCCUGAUGGCGAACCCGCUGGCCAAGCAGUUCGUCUCGGACGGGCCGAUGCUGCUGAUCGGGGCGGGCGUCGGCAUCGCGCCCUUCCGCGGCUUCGUGCAGCGGCGCCUCAAGACGGCCAACUGCGCCAACAAGGUGUGGGUGCUGCAGGGCAUCCGCGACUCGCUGCUCGACGAGCUCUACAGCGGCGAGUGGGGCGCGCACGAGGACGAGGUCAAGCGGGUUGUCGAGAGCCGCCGCGGCGAGGGCCGCUACGUGCAGGAGGAGGUCCGCGCCCAGGCCGACCUGGUCUGGUACAUCAUCAACUCGGUCGACGGCCGCGUCUUUGUCUGCGGCAGCAGCAAGGGCAUGGGCGAGGGCGUCGAGCAGGCGCUCGUCGACGUCGCCAUGGCCAAGGGCAACCUCGAGCGCGAGGAGGCCCAGCAGUUCUGGAAUCUGAAGAGGGAGGCGGGGCAGUACAUUACCGAGACGUGGUGAUCGCUCGGUGUUUGAAAUGGUUGGCUGCUACUCUUUUGCUAUGGGACACAUUUUAGUUUACAGGGAAACUCGCACGCUCAUGGCCGCGGACAUGGCUGGGCAUGGUGGUAAAGAGAAAAGCAGAAGAAGGCGUUUGGGGCGCUUGCUUUGCUUUGCAUCAACAACGGAGUUUAGGGUUUUCUAUGACUCUAUACCACUGGCUCGCGCCGGCUAGCGGAGAAGACAAUAAUACACGGCAUUACUUCACCUGGGCUGGGCCUGUACACCGGCUGGCUCCUAACAGCUGCAUGGAA
Molecule: messenger RNA, 2291 nt
Organism: Thermothielavioides terrestris NRRL 8126
Lineage: Eukaryota; Fungi; Ascomycota; Sordariomycetes; Sordariales; Chaetomiaceae
Exons: 1
Coding region: 148-1998 (616 amino acids)
Biological process (GO): homocysteine metabolic process
Cellular component (GO): cytosol
Molecular function (GO): FMN binding; flavin adenine dinucleotide binding; [methionine synthase] reductase (NADPH) activity
Source: RefSeq, a predicted model, not a curated record